UUUUUUUAAAGACUGUUUUAGGUUUAGAGAAGCUGGUCUUGUUUUUGCGGUAAAUAAAUGUCGUUAGGUGGUUUACGUCGCCUCUUUUUGGCCCUCGAAAACCUCGACAUUGUUCGAAGGAAGAAGAGAGAUGAAUGUUGUCCUCACCAUCAGCUCUGAUUCCGACAGUGAUGAAGACUGCUCGGAUGUGGAAUUUGUGGGCUCCUACCACAUCUCUGUCGCCGAGCCAAAGUCCACCAUGACUGUGCUUGAUGUCCAAGAUGCCACCAUCAACCCAUCUGUACUGACAGGGGAGAGAGAAGCAACAAAGGCUCUUCCAGAUGUGAAGUUGCAUGAAAGACGAACAAACGUCAAUGAGAACACUUUGAUGAAAAAGGCCAAACAAGAGGACAACGAACUAAAAAGAACAUGGAAACAUGACACUUCAAAUGAACUUGAUUUACAUAUGCAGAAAUCAUCUAAGCAGGGCACAAUACCAAAAAAACAUCCUUUUCUAGAAACGAGAGUGACAGAAGCCACAUUUUCAGGACAGAACGCUUCUCUUAGUUUAAGUGAAGAUGCCAUGCAGAGGUCAAUGUGUCCCGGACAACCGCACAGCGCUCAUGCAGAUGAAAUGGAUGACGCCGCAUUCACCCCUGCCUCAUGUUACACAAACAACAACCAAGAAGACCUGAUGUCCACAUGUGACCGUAAACAAGAUGGGAUUACCAUUUCGCAAAGAGCGACAGAGGACGUGAGUGAUAUUGAGUCAAACAGGUCUGAUCACCUGUCCCAGAGCGUUCCUGUUGACUCUCCUUGCUCCAUAUCGAAAAGUGAAGAUUUGGAUGGCUGUUGGGCAGGUGGCCGUGAAGCGGAGCUAGACAGUCCAACAUAUUUUAUGUGGCAAGGGGAGAGUGAUGGCGAAGGAACUGCUGAUGUUGAAUUCAGGGGGGCCAGUCAGGAUGAAAGGCAUUUUGUGUGCCCACGUGCAUGCCAGAUAUUAAUGGAUGGAUUAGCAAAUACUCUGAUGCAUGAGGAAAAUGUGAAAUGUGACAAAUCAAUAGUUGGGUGCCAGCAAAGACUCAGCCUAGUUUACAUCACCAUGGACGAGAACUACCACGAAGGCACGUUGCAGCUUUUGUCGGACCUCCUACAUCCUGGUUACUGUCUUCCCAAGGAUGUCACGUCCCACGUGCUAAGUGGCAUCCUGCUAGACGCACAGUGUCCACGUCAUCUUUGCGUGCGGGCCUGGAAUCUGCUGAUGAGGACACAAAGACACCACCUGGUGGAUAAAAAGACAGUGCCUUGGAGCUGGGAGAUGUUGACAGCAGUCAUGUCCACUCAGGAUGAGAAAGAAAAUCAUCGCCCCGAGGUGGUGCGCAUGCUCCUGGAGUAUAUUGUACAGACUUUGGAGGAUGACUUCUCUCACAAAAAGUCCACGUCUGAACUCCAUCACUCAAUCGCAAGAGCUACAUUGUCAUGCAAUCAGCACUUCCCGCAAGUACAGGAUGUCAUUAAGUGGUUGUUUUCUGCCAUUAUGAAAUCGACUGAAAGUGAAAAGCGUAAUGAAGCCGCCAGAGAAAAAGAUGAGCAUAUCAGAAUCGUGUCCAUUCUCCAGAGGAUGUUAUGUCUGGCUUUAGAGGUGGAUCGUUCUCCUGCACUCAGUGCAAUGAAAUUGUCCCAGGAGCUCUUUUUCACACUCAUUAGCAUCGAGCCCCUGCGAGCACACAGGGUCCUGCUGCUGGACAGCCUGCAGAAUCACCUGCUCAGAUGGAAGCUGCUGGAACAUCUACUGGACCAAGCGUGCCCACUGAAAAUGACUGUGCCCAUGUCGCUCAGUCGCUUGUUGCACUUUUUGGAGAACUGUACACUGGCUGCAGACCCAACGGAUGAUGGUGAACGUUGGAAGAAAUGGGAGGAAUUGGUUCAACACCUCUGGAUGUUGCUAGUCAGCUACAACACAACAAUGAAAGGAUAUCUGUACAGCUCGGUCAGCAAGGAAAUAAGCCGGCCGGGAUCCUGGGUCUACAAGACCGAUGAUAUGGUAACAAAGGCGGCCAUUUGUAAAUCUGUGGAGGCCUUCCUGUCCAGAUCCCAGGCAGACGUCGGCCAAGCCUUGCCGCCUCACGUGGAAGAGUCCCUCACUUAUUUACAGGACUUUCUGCUCGAUGUCUGUGAAUGUUAAAUGAGGAAACAGUGUUGAUUUUAGAAUAAGUAUUGCCAUUGGACUCUAUUUUCUCUAAGAAAGGUAUUUUUAUAACUACAAACAAAUAACUGUUUGCUCUUGUAAAUAAGUGAAAAGAUUGCAUUUGUAUUUAUCUUAAUUGAUUAAUUACGUUAUUUGGUCAUUAGGGCACAGUGUCCAUUUAUGAACAUUUCUGGCUGACAUUGUUUUGUUAGAUCGGGGAUAUGAAUUACAAAGACCAACCAUCCAUCCAUUUACUGAACUGCUUGAUCCUUACAAGGGUCGCGGGGCG
This is a messenger RNA of Hippocampus comes (tiger tail seahorse), 2456 nucleotides long. RefSeq names its product SUMO interacting motifs containing 1 (gene simc1). The transcript is spliced from 10 exons. NCBI's taxonomy places the organism in Eukaryota, Metazoa, Chordata, Actinopteri, Syngnathiformes, Syngnathidae. The record is from RefSeq and is a predicted model, not a curated record. The coding region runs from base 131 to 2164 and encodes 677 amino acids. Gene Ontology annotation, molecular function: SUMO polymer binding.